This is a messenger RNA of Vidua macroura (Pin-tailed whydah), 1565 nucleotides long. RefSeq names its product thioredoxin like 4B (gene TXNL4B). The record is from RefSeq and is a predicted model, not a curated record. The transcript is spliced from 4 exons. Gene Ontology annotation, biological process: mRNA splicing, via spliceosome. NCBI's taxonomy places the organism in Eukaryota, Metazoa, Chordata, Aves, Passeriformes, Viduidae. Bases 113 to 529 code for a protein of 138 amino acids. Gene Ontology annotation, cellular component: spliceosomal complex; U4/U6 x U5 tri-snRNP complex; U5 snRNP.
CCCCCACGGCAGGAGCUGCGGCGGGUGGUGAUCCGAACUCUCCCGUAUUCCAUUCCCGGGGUGCCCCCGGGCACUGAGGGGGCUGCCGGCUGGGAUUUUAUUGGCGACCGCGAUGAGUUUUCUGCUGCCCAAACUGACCUGUAAGAGGGAAGUGGAUCAGGCAAUAAAAAGCGUUGCUGAGAAGGUUUUGGUUCUCCGUUUUGGAAGAGAUAAUGAUGCUGUUUGUCUGCAGCUCGAUGAUAUUCUUGCAAAAACAGCUCAUGACCUAAGUAAAAUGGCAGUCAUUUACCUGGUGGAUGUGAACGACAUCCCAGUCUACACCCAAUAUUUUGACAUCAGUUAUAUUCCAUCUACUGUAUUUUUCUUCAAUGGACAACACAUGAAGGUUGAUUAUGGGAAGGCACGAAAGACACAAAGGAGAUGGGAAAACAGUCUGUUUGCUAUAUUACUGAAAUAUGGACAAUUAAUGCAAAAGAGAAAAUACUUAGUGGGAAAGAAGCUAUCCAUAUUCCAGUUGUUGUUCCCAUGAAACAAAGUGGGAGAAAAAUGGACAUAUUUUAAGGAAAGAUGUGUAUGAAGAAAGGUACAGCUUUCUGUAAGAAUUAGGAAUAGGUAGAUGCAGUUUCCUCAGUGGUAUGCUGGGGACCACCUCUCAGCCCCUUUCCCUCCUCACCCCUAAAAGAUUGGAGAGACUAAUUUCCCAGCAUACUCUGAAUAGGAGGUUACUAUUCUUUUACUCCAGCUACUAACAGCAACAUUGCUUUUUCAGUUCCAAAACAAGGAUAUGUGAUUCCAAAUUAAACCCUGAACAUCUACUUUACAAAGCAUUGUAAAGAAUUGCUGAAGAUUUCAGGAGGCAGAAACAAAGUUUUACAUAAAGCGGACAUAUGACUUUCCUUCCCAAAACUGCCUUCAGAAUGCAAAAUGAAAAAUUUUGAGGCAAUUAAUGAUAGGUUAUCUCUUUGGAGUUGACUUAAAUAGCAGCUUAUAAUUACAUACUUACUGGUCCAGAGGACUGAUUUUAUUGUAGCAACACAAUUAAUUAUAGAAUUAAAAAGUAGCAAUUACAGGUUGUUCCAGAUACAGCUGCACAGUGCAUGUACUUCUUUGCCGUAAUUCUGCAUUCUAAAUCAGCAUUGAUAGCUGUUUGUACUUCAUUCUCUAUAUGUAAAUGCAGUAUUCAAGGUUGUAUAUGCUGGCAGGCUUUACAACUGCUACCUUAUUUUUAAAAAUUUGCUUUUGGGGGAAACAUAAUCCCUCUUUCCCUUCCUCCCACUUUUCUAUUCAGAUUCUAAAAUGCUUCAGAUGUAAAUUUAGCUGGUGCUUGUUGCAGCAUUUGGCAUAUUCUAAACACUACUGCAGUAUAAGUACUAUAUAAGAUCCAUAAAGAUUACUUUGCUUUCCAUUUAAAACCAUUUCAUUCUAGUAAAGCCCAAUAUUACCAUAUUCUCUUCUGUAAAAUCUGUCAUCAUCAUAGACGGAAAUAUUUUUCACUCUGGGAGCAUAGAUAAGUCCUCUGCAUGAAAAAAAUAAACCUGAUCAUGGUUUCAGUUUUCAUUACUUUA